Messenger RNA from Mytilus trossulus (common blue mussel), 1958 nucleotides. Its product is annotated as protein Wnt-16-like. Gene Ontology annotation, cellular component: extracellular region. Bases 176 to 1276 code for a protein of 366 amino acids. Lineage: Eukaryota; Metazoa; Mollusca; Bivalvia; Mytilida; Mytilidae. The transcript is spliced from 4 exons. Gene Ontology annotation, molecular function: frizzled binding; cytokine activity. Gene Ontology annotation, biological process: canonical Wnt signaling pathway; multicellular organism development; cell fate commitment. The record is from RefSeq and is a predicted model, not a curated record.
AAGACUAUCCAAUGAACUUGUCAAUAAAGCGAUAAAAAGCAAAUGAAUAAUAUAACACUUUACAACGCGUUUGUUGUAAAGAUCAUCAUUUGUCGUUUAGAUCCUCAUCCAAAUGAAUUUAAAUUUGACUCACCUGGAUUUUUCUCCAGCGCAAAACUUUUUCAACACCUAAAAAAUGGAUUUUAAUAUCUUGUGUAGUGAUAAAACUUGGAUUAAACUAUUUUUUCUUGUCUGGAUUUUUGCCUCAUCUUUUACAAACGGGAAUUGGAUGUAUCUUGGAAUGUCAUCUGUGGCAGUAGACACACAGCAAACUGAAAAAUGUAACACGGUGCCUGGACUUGUUUUAGAACAAUUAGAUUUAUGUCAAAGAAAUCCUGAAUCUCUCCUAUGUGUUAGUGAAGGAGCUAGGCAAGCUAUUCACGAAUGUCAGAACCAGUUUAGAUUUGAACGCUGGAACUGUACAACAAGCCAAAAUUACAGUGUGUUUGGUCCUAUAAUGACAAAAGGUACCAGAGAGACUGCCUUUAUCUAUUCCAUAUUAAGUGCUGGUGUGACUGAUUCUGUAACCAGGGCUUGUAGCGCCGGUAACCUGACAGAUUGUGUAUGUGAUCCCACCAAUGAUGGCAAGAACUCUGUAGAAGGAUGGGUGUGGGGCGGAUGCAGUGACAAUGUACAAUAUGGACUACAUUUUAGCCGAAAGUUUGUUGAUGCACCGGAAGUGCUUAAACACCAAGAUACGCAAAGUGUUAGAAAUAAAAUGAAUAUUCAUAACAACGAAGUAGGACGACGGACUGUGAGAGAUAUGAUGAGGCUUCGAUGUCGUUGUCAUGGUGUUUCGGGAUCAUGUGAAAUUCAAACAUGUUGGAAGAGUUUACCAAAAUUUAGCACUGUUGGAGCGAAACUAAAAGAAAAAUACGAAAUUUCAGUGAGAAUAGCUGGUAGAUCGAAAAGAAAGCUAAGACCCAAAACACCAAAACGUCAUAGACAAGCCCGAACCGGACGCAAGAAAAGAUUAUCAAAAGACGAUAUGGUGUUUGUCCAUAAAUCUCCAAACUUUUGUACGCCAAAUCCUAUAAAAGGUAUUUUAGGUACGGAGGGUCGCCUUUGUAAUAGAACAGGUUCAGGACCUGAAAGUUGUGAUUUGUUGUGUUGUGGUAGGGGAUAUAAUACUCAGGUUGUGAGACUAACAGAUAGAUGUCAAUGUAGAUUUAUUUGGUGUUGUUAUGUUGACUGUAAAACUUGUGAGACAUUGUUUGAUAGACAUACCUGUAAAUAAAAUAUAGGACUGGUAAUUCGAAUAAAAUCUGGCGAUUAUUCAUUAUGCAGUAAUUGUAUCGUUUAUAGACCGUUAUCAACGUUGCCAGUCGAAUCUUGGUACUGUUUUAAGUAACCGUAAUGACAGCUUAGGACAAUAGACCUUUCAAUGGAAUGAAUACACGUGAAUGUGUAAGACAAAGUGAAAAUUGUACAAAUCGAUACAUUUCACGAGAGACUUUCGAUGGAUAGUAAAUAUACUGUUUGAACAGUGAUACCUCAUAGUUUUUGAUCUGUCAAAUGUGUAAUAAACUUGCAGCUAAUGCACGUACAUAUGUUCUUUGCAACCGUCGAACAACGUUUCGACCUAAACUUAUAAUAAUGCAAUUUCUGAUUAUAUUUAUUGAGUUAUAUAUAAUUAUCUGGAGUAAUACGAAUUCAGUAAUUCUCAUUUCAAUUCGAUUUCUCGACUUUAUAGUACGUUGCAAUAGUAGAUGGUGGAGAACCGGCUAUUUGACUGGAUUGUCUCCCUUUGUUAAAUUUUUGGUUACUAUUGCCCGUCAGCUUUAUCUUAUGUUCUUACGGUAAAUUUUAAAUCACUUAGAUCUAAAGAUCGUUUGGAUAUUGUUGUCCCAAAGUUUGGAAAAAUGAAAGGGUUUUUGUCAUUGGGAAUGGGACUGAAUACCGGACCCUAUUGAAUAAAU